ACUACUACUCAAUAAUUAGUCGGUUUGUCUUAAAAAAAAUAAAAUAAUUAGUCGGUUGAUUGCCCCUCAAUUAGUACACGUACCAGUUGUUAUAAGAAGUGUGGGGUGGGCUGGUUGCACGGGCACUACUUUUUCAACCGCAAACACCAAAGUCUCUGACUCUCUGCCCAUAUGCCACGAUAGGCUCAAUGGCCACGUGUGCAUCAUCUGAAGGAUAUGACUUCCUACUCAUAUUGAAUCGUAGUUCUAUCUAGUUUUGUCGUCAAGAAGUUCAAUCCCUCACUGCCAUCUCUGUCAUGGAUUCAAACAACAAACUGGAGCUAAUAAACAUCGCGAUCCAGAGAGUUAUAACGGAGAAGAAGAUCAAACCAAUCAGCAGUACCAGCGAUGGCCUCGUGGAAGACGACCUCGAUGAUCACCUUCUCCUCUCCAGAUUGCUCUCUCAGUUGGAAUCAUUGAAAGGAGAUAAUGCACUUAAGGAACCUGAAGCUUUAACUGAGGUGGAGGAGGUGAAUUCUUCUCCAGCAGUUGGUAUUGUGGACGUAAAUAUGGGGAAUGCCCGUCAGGUCGACCGUGGUGGCAUUGAGAUCGGGGCAGAAGAGAUAGUGAAGGAGCUGAAGAAGGUGAAGAGGCAGAAUUUUGUAACUCAUUGCCUUCUUUCGGCCAUGAUUAUACUGACCGUUGCUUGGCAAUUAUCCGAAGUCACCUUAAUUUUGAAAGUCAAAGAAGGACUAAGCAACCCAUUUAGAUCCGUUGGAAGUUUACUCGCAAGGAUGCUGAAAGGCCCUGCUACAAAUGGUCAAGACACAGAAAAACUGUCCUCGCCGGCCAAAAAACCACCUAGUGAAGCCCUUUCACUCCCAGAUUUAGGUUUAAAUGGUUCAAAAUAUAAAUGAAAGGUUGGUGUGAUAUGAAGGGAAAAGGGUUAAGGACUUGAGCGCAGUACUGCCUGGUUGAUCUGCAAUGGUUGAAGUAUGAACAAAGCUUCUAGAACAAACCAUGUUCACUCUAAUUUCAUUUGUUGAGAUGUUUGAAAGACGAGAUAUGUAAGGGAUGUCUUUGCUUGUGGUGUAACUGUUAAUAUGUUGAUUCGACUAUGAAAGUUUUGUCUU
Juglans microcarpa x Juglans regia is the source of this 1112-nucleotide messenger RNA. RefSeq lists its product as uncharacterized. The transcript is spliced from 2 exons. Lineage: Eukaryota; Viridiplantae; Streptophyta; Magnoliopsida; Fagales; Juglandaceae. The coding region runs from base 297 to 896 and encodes 199 amino acids. The record is from RefSeq and is a predicted model, not a curated record.